Blastomyces gilchristii SLH14081 is the source of this 4791-nucleotide messenger RNA. Its product is annotated as RNA binding protein. Gene Ontology annotation, molecular function: mRNA binding. The record is from RefSeq and is a predicted model, not a curated record. The transcript has 2 exons. Bases 1311 to 3086 code for a protein of 591 amino acids. Lineage: Eukaryota; Fungi; Ascomycota; Eurotiomycetes; Onygenales; Ajellomycetaceae.
AUUCGGAUCCUACUCUGUAGCAGUUCUGGAGAUCUACAGCUAUCGUUAGUUUUUACUAUCGGGCUAUCAGGUCCUCUAUCGUUCCCCAUAACUGUCCACCCGUCACCCCUAAAAGGCGCCUAGACUCUAGGCUCCCCCGCGCCCGGAGUAAGCCUAAUGGUGUACCUAGGUAACACCCAUCGCCACUAAAGAUUCCUGCCUGCGGAGAACCACCAAUUUCGCCGCAGAGCCUCUUCUUCCUCUCAUCCUCCCAUCCAUCUUCAUCCUGUGUCAACCACAUACCAUACCUCUUCAUCUCUCCAUCUCCACAUCUCCUCGUCUCCUCAUCUCCUCAUCUCUCCAUUUCUCCAUUUCUCUCUCCCCAUCUUGCCAUCUUGCCAUCUCGCCAUCUCCAAACUCCAGCUUCAUCUCCAAGUCGCGCUUUUCUCUGCAUCGUCCUCCCUCUUCCUCCAACCCCAUACGCUCUUCCCACCAAUCCGUCCCAAUUUCCGUACCCUCCCUCACGUAACCCCCUUGGAUCGGCCACCUAGCCAUCGCGCCAGCCAACCACAUUCGCUGUGCUGCCAACCCUGCACUCUAGCGGGCGCAGGAGACUGGUAACUGCACCCAGACACACACUUCCAAUCACACUAGCAAGUCUUAGCUGAAGCAGCCAAGCAGCAGCCUGUCCUGCCGUCUCUGCUCCCAGCGCACUUGUCGUACCUUUCUCCGACCUUUUCGAUCUCGGCUCUCGCUCGUCUGGGCUCGAAGCUUGCGCGAUUCCAACAGUGACUGUCACCUCUCCGAAUAAGAGACAAGCCCAUCGAAAAAAUCUUCCGGCGCACCUUAACACUAUUCCGCCAUUAUUAUUCUACCAAUAACAUCGGCACCGUGUCGCCCAUCUUCAAUCACCACCCUCGCGCAUAUUUAUUCGACUUGCUAUUGGAGAUCCAUCUCUCAGAACCCAGUUGUUUUUCUGGCCCUGGGUCAAUCUGGAACCCUUCUACCUUUCUCAGCUCGACGUCCUCUAGCGAUGCGCAGAAGUUCUUAACCUGUUCGUCACACCAAUCCUACGCCGACCAGCCUCCUAUCUCCUUUCUCGCGUCGAGUCUGACCUUCGAUCCUCCUCGAACUCGAUUUAAACAAAUUUCUCGAAUUAUACUACAGCUUCUUACGAUCGCUUCGUAUUGCUACUGUUUAUCAACCGUGAGACCCAUCAAUUUACGCGACCCGCGACACCUUCGCGAGGAUCGUCCUAAAGGAGAAAAGGGGACUUUCGACUUCCUCUCUACGCCAGCACGUUCCUUGCCUUAAGCGUCUUUAUAUCGACCAUGAGCAACGGUCAGUCGAACCAGUCGGACGCAAUGUACAAUAGGCCAACGCUGAAGCGCAACGGCUCCAGUUCUGCCGCAAUUUCCCAUCUCCCAGUCUCCACACCCAACGGCACAUCCAACAUACACAACGCGAGUAUACCCGAACCAUUCUCUCCUGUAUCAUCUCAACCAUCAUCGACCGCUUCCGCAGCUUUUAAUACCAUGCUUCCGCCGAUAGGCCAGCCGUCAUUGCAUCUUGCAGAAAUGGAUGCUGGUGGAAAUGGCAUGCCGAAUAUGAACGGCAUGAGUGGAGCAUAUCCUACUAAAAAUGUUAAUGGCGGCACUGUUGCUGUUCUUUUGCGACGUUUAGCACCAACAUACAGCAACGAGUUGCUGCACGGGCUACUUACAUUUUCCCAACACUUGGUCGAUUACGCUUUCGUUCCGAACGAACAUCCUGAAGACGGCCAGUGUCGCUCUGCGAUCGCACGUUUCGAAACGAGAGCCGCAGCAGAGGAAGUUCGGAACGCUCUCCAUGGCAAACUGAACAGCACGGGUGAAGCUAAUAUGAUCGUUGAAAUUCUUAAUGCUCCAUCUGCCUCCCUUGUGCGCCGCAAUACAAUCGACCAUGCGUCAAGCCGCGCCCUGUCAAACUCCGCGUCUCAAGUUAGCGCUCCGCCGUCCCUAACGCGCCAGACGUCGCUUUUCAAUGGCGCCUUCCAGGCUUUCGAAAGAGCAGGGAAUAAUGAGCUUCCAGCGCCAGACGGAAAUUCUCAACUCACAUCCAUAUUCUCCCCUCAGUCGCCGAUCGAAAAUUCAAUCAGUGAUCGCUCGUACGGCUCCGGCAAAAUGAUGAUCAAACAAGAUCCUGACGAAGAUACCGGCGACUUGUUGAGUGACCCUGUUGGGUAUGCCCGGAACGGACCUUCUAAUCCGGUAGCUUUGCAGCGGCGGUUGACCAACCCACCAGUCCCUCUAUCUCACUUCGCCAGCCUCUCGUUGUCGACAAAUGUUGGUACUCCCAUGCAGCAAUUGGGUGGCACUCGAUCGAAUACGAGUAUUGGGACUCCCACCAGUACAAUGCCACCCGGCCUUUCAUCUACAAUAGUACCAAAUUCUGGAUACAUGCAUGCUUCUCAAUAUCAUCGGGUAAAUUAUCCACCCGUCAACCCAGCCGAUCAGAACCCUCCUUGCAACACCUUGUACGUGGGAAACCUCCCACAUGAUACCUCAGAAGACGAGCUGAAGGCUUUGUUUACCAAACAACGCGGAUACAAGCGACUCUGCUUCCGGAAUAAGCAGAACGGACCCAUGUGCUUCGUCGAAUUUGAAGACAUCUCUUUUGCGACCAAGGCUCUCCAUGAGUUGUACGGAUACCAAUUGUCUAACAGCGUUAAAGGCGGUAUUCGCCUUAGCUUCUCCAAAAACCCUCUCGGGGUCCGCCCAGGCCCACCUCCUGGAAUGAAUGCAGUGCCCAAUGCUAAUGCUGGGAAAUCGACAAAUGGCAACGGAAUGCCACUCUUCGCAACAGCAAACACUUUCCCACCUGGAUUGGGCAUCCCUCCUGGUUUCGCGAGCACAAACAAUUCGAUCAAUCCACUUAUGGCCGGCAUCAACAACGCUGCAGCCAACACCACCUUUAAUAGCCACUCAGUGUCGGGGCUCGGGAUGAACCCUGGCACUAUUGGGACAUCACGUUCGCAGGCUCUUAAUGGCGGACCUGUCGGCGGAGUGGCAGGUCCAGGUAUGGCAAACAUGAAUGUCACUGCUUAUGCUGAUUUCAUGGGCCGAUAGAUCAAAGCAUAUAAACGCAUCUAUAUAAUGUUUUGCAUGUGUGAUGAGUACUGGAGCGUCUGGCGUUAUGGAACACUGGACUCUACAUGUUAGAUCGUCAUGCGACGCUGGCCUCUGCCUCUUUUGAUGUUUUGCCCCAUGCCACGACCCUUUUUGUGCUUUGAUUUCCACUAUUAUAUUUUUGUUCUUGAGUAAAUUUCCACUUUUGUUUUAUACUUGCAUCGAUAUUUAUUUGUCUCCCUCAGUUUAUUUUUUGCCAUUUUCUCAUAGUUACAGGCUUAUUCUCGGGGCUAUUGACCACUGCAUGGAAUCUUGAAGGAAGGAGCGGCUAUUUUAUUGUUCGGGAUUAGCGAGAAAGUGCAUAUUGCUCCGGCGCAUUUUGCUUGUGCGCGCUUGGGCCUUGCUGGAACUCAGGAGGACUCGUUCCCGUUCUCGUUUACAACCCCCCCCCCCCCCGCGCGGACAAAAAAGGGGGUUGUAAUUUGGGUCUUCUUUUCGUGGCCGGCUCCUUUUACCUCUUUAUUGCAUCUCAUUUUCUUAUUUCCCAAAUUUUGCGUCUGUGUCGCACUACGAACAUCAUUUUCUCCUUGUCCAUUUACCCUUUAUCCGUUUUCUGCCUUCGCAGAUGUUUUCUGGGGUACAUCAUUUAUUUUGCUGAGCCAGCCCUAUUAUUUUUCAAAAAUUAUUCCCCUCAAAAAUUAUCCCCCCUUUACACGCAACAUCAUUUUUGUAGCCUUCAUUUCAAGCGCGUCGAUAUAUUUUUUUCGUGGGAUAUUUUUCCUUCUUUUUCUUAUUCGUCGAUGACCUCUUCCCCCGCUCCUCUCCGCCCCCCAAAUGAAAGAAGAAAAAGAAAAAAACACCUCGAGAGAUUUGCCCAUUUCACAAAGCGGCCAUGUUAAGGCGUACAUAUUAAACGAUUGUGUUUUACUUGUCUGUUUCUUGGCGUGGGAAAAAUGGGCCUCUGCAGGAUACGUAUACGAGAAGGAUGAUCAGGAAUCUUCUCGUGCUGGAUUCAUGGAUAUUUUCUUGUUUUUUCGUGCGCCUUUUAUUAUUUUCUGCUGCAAGGUUCGGUGUUUUUUUUUAUUUCACUUGUUUUGCUUGCUAAUUUUGUGGCCAUAUCUGUCUCUAUCUCUCCAGUUGUAUUCCCCUCCAGCAUUUGCGUUCUUACUACUCAUGUCUCCCCUGCUGGUUGGCAUCCUAUUUAUUUAUCAUUGCCUCAUUCAUCUUGUCCAGCUUCUUUUAUUACAUCUUUAAAAAAUCAUUAUUUAUACAAUGCGCUACACAAACUUUUGUUCCACACCCUUUGAACCUUUCUAUACCAUACCUGCACACGCGGCGCCCCUUUCAUUUUCAAUUUCUAAAAAAUUUCCUCUUCCCCUGCCCUUCUAUUUAUGGAGUCAAAUUCUCACCAAUGGCAUGAUUAUCAUAUCAUCUCCCAUCAGCAAGUGAUUACUCUUCCAAAUGAAACAGAGAGAUAUGGAUACUUGUUGGAUCAAUAACUUAUUUUCCCCUUCAGCAUAGCUAGGCUUAUAGUCAAUGAUCUACACAGAGACGCGGGUCGCUGAAACAUUUUACGUUUGCUUUAUUGCCAUUGGUCUUCUUCUUUUCAGCUUCACUUUCAUCAUCCUCCGUAUCGAUUUUUGGCUCCCUUAUAAUGAAUUUCGAGAUCCAUAUCCAUCGGUGUACACUUUGGUGCGACCUCGCC